Octodon degus (degu) is the source of this 1313-nucleotide messenger RNA. Its product is annotated as protein cordon-bleu. Gene Ontology annotation, molecular function: actin monomer binding. Gene Ontology annotation, biological process: actin filament polymerization; actin filament network formation. The coding region runs from base 66 to 1166 and encodes 366 amino acids. The record is from RefSeq and is a predicted model, not a curated record. The transcript has 8 exons. Gene Ontology annotation, cellular component: neuronal cell body; perinuclear region of cytoplasm; actin filament. Lineage: Eukaryota; Metazoa; Chordata; Mammalia; Rodentia; Octodontidae.
GGGAGAGGCCCUGCCACCCCCAGCCACCCGUCUGCCCUGUCACUGGGCUCAUCCUGCCAUGCUGGAUGAGGAAGAUGAAGGCCCGCGCUCCCCCGCCUCCUGGAAAGCCUGCCCUUUCCAGUGUGCCGGCAGAGCCCAGGCUGCCCCGCGACCCGGCUGCUGGCUGCUGCCAGAACCUGACCCACCAGCAGGAGGCGCUGUGCAACAGCACCCUGGAUGUCACGGUGGUCCUGCCCAGCGGGCUGGAGAAGCAGAGUGUGGUGGAUGCGAGCCACGCGAUGAUGGAUCUGCUGGUGGAACUCUGCCUCGAGAACCACCUGAACCCUUCCCACCACGCGCUGGAGGUCCGGUCUUCAGAAACCCAACAGCCUCUGAGUUUUAAGCCAAAUACCUUGGUUGGGACCUUGAACGUGCACACGGUGUUUCUGAAGGAGAAAGUUCCAGAGGAGAAGGCGAAGCCCGGCCCCCGCAAGGUGCCUGAGAAGUCCGUGCGCCUGGUGGUGAACUACCUGCGCACGCAGAAGGCGGUGGUGCGCGUGAGCCCCGACGUGCCGCUGCGGAGCAUCCUGCCGCUCAUCUGCGCCAAGUGCGAGGUCAGCCCGGAGCACGUGGUCCUGCUGCGUGACGGUGCGGCCGGCGAGGAGCUGGAGCUGUCCAAGUCCCUCAGCGAGCUGGGGAUAAAGGAGCUGUACGCGUGGGACAACAGGAGAGAACCGCUUAGGAAAUCAUCCCUUGGCAACGAUGAGACAGAUAAAGAAAAGAAAAAAUUUCUGGGAUUUUUCAAAGUUAAUAAAAGAAGCAACAGUAAGGGCUGCCUGACCAUGCCCAACUCCCCGUCUGCACAUCCACGCUCCCUGAGUCUGGGGCCGUCCCUGUCCCUGGGCAACAUCUCAGGAGUUUCAGUGAAGUCGGAGCUGAAGAAGCGCCGGGCACCGCCUCCUCCAGGCUCAGGGCCGCUGGUCCAGGACAAGACCUCGGAAAAGAUGUCUCUGGGCUCACAGGCUGACUUGCAGAGGAAGAAGCGGCGGGCACCAGCACCUCCUCCAGCGCCGCAGCCACCACCGCCCAGCCCCACGGUCCCCAGCCGCAGAGAGGACAAGGAGGAGAACCGGAGGAGCACUGUGGUGUACUGCUGUGCCUCCUUCCCCGCCCACAAGCACCUGUGACAAGGCGCCUCCUGACCCAGCGCCCUCAGGCUCUGCUGUCCUGCCCAGAUGCUGCUGCCCCUCUCCACCUUUUGGGAUAAAAAGACUCAUUUCUACAACCAAAAUUUGUGUUCCUUGGAAUUUGCAUAUAAAUGCACACUUUGCAGA